Messenger RNA from Lithohypha guttulata, 2118 nucleotides. It is a transcript of the gene GSY1, whose product is annotated as glycogen synthase isoform 1. Gene Ontology annotation, cellular component: cytoplasm. Lineage: Eukaryota; Fungi; Ascomycota; Eurotiomycetes; Chaetothyriales; Trichomeriaceae. Bases 1 to 2118 code for a protein of 705 amino acids. The transcript is spliced from 6 exons. The record is from RefSeq and is a predicted model, not a curated record. Gene Ontology annotation, molecular function: alpha-1,4-glucan glucosyltransferase (UDP-glucose donor) activity. Gene Ontology annotation, biological process: glycogen biosynthetic process.
AUGAAUGGCAGUUCUCCCAGAAGGGAGAUCAAGAACCACAAGCUCUUUGAGAUCGCUACUGAGGUAGCGAACAGAGUCGGUGGUAUCUACUCAGUGUUGAAAUCCAAGGCUCCUGUGACCAGCCUCGAAUAUGGCGACCGAUAUACCCUCAUCGGUCCUCUUAAUAAGAAUUCUGCUGCUGUGGAAGUCGAAGAAAUACAGCCAGAGCCAGGAGCCCUACUGGACACAAUGAAUGCUAUGCGUGAACGAGGCAUUGAGCUUAUGUAUGGACGAUGGCUCAUCGAGGGAGCUCCCCGAGUACUUCUCAUCAAUACAGGCACUGGCUACCGCUGGCUCGACGAAUGGAAGGGUGAUCUCUGGUCUAGUGCUGGAAUUCCUUCGCCUGACGCGGACCAUGAGACAAAUGAGGCAAUAGUUUUUGGUUAUCUGGUUGCCUGGUUUCUCGGAGAAUACAUUUCACGCGACACAACGACCGCAGUAAUAGCUCACUUCCAUGAGUGGCUGGCUGGUGUUGCCCUACCUUUAACCAAAAAGCGACAAAUGGACGUAACCACGAUAUUCACCACACACGCUACACUUCUCGGACGAUACCUCUGCGCUGGCUCAGUCGAUUUCUACAAUAACCUCCAAUACUUUGACGUGGAUUCUGAGGCUGGCAAGCGAGGUAUCUAUCACAGAUAUUGCAUAGAAAGAGCUGCUGCACAUUCAUGCGACGUCUUCACCACAGUCUCGCACAUCACAGCUUAUGAAUCUGAGCACUUGCUGAAACGGAAACCCGACGGUGUUCUCCCUAACGGUCUCAACGUCAAAAAGUUCUCGGCCGUCCACGAGUUUCAAAAUCUGCACACGAUUCAGAAAGAGAAGAUUCACGAUUUCGUACGAGGUCAUUUCUAUGGCCACCUCGAUUUUGAUCUCGAUAACACUCUCUACCUAUUCACUGCUGGCCGAUACGAAUACCGAAAUAAGGGAGUAGACAUGUUCAUCGAGUCCCUGGCACGUCUUAAUCAUCGCAUGAAGGUUUCAGGCUCCAAGACAACUGUUGUGGCAUUCAUGAUCAUGCCUGCUCAGACAACUUCCCUGUCUGUCGAUUCUCUGAAGGGUCAGGCUGUGACCAAAGCUCUCGCAGACACUGUCGGAAAUAUCGAAAGAUCGGUCGGGAAAAAGUUGUUUGAACGUGCCGUGCACUGGAAAGAUGGUGAUGCUAUGCCAGAUGAGAAAGAGCUUAUUACUGCCCAAGACAAGGUCCUGCUCCGCAGGAGGUUAUUCGCUAUGAAGAGACAACAGCUGCCUGCCAUCGUCACCCACAACAUGGUUAGCGACAGCGAAGACCCUGUCCUGAAUCAAUUGAGACGUGUGCAGCUAUUCAACCAGUCUUCCGAUCGAGUCAAAGUCAUUUUCCAUCCUGAGUUCCUGAACGCCAACAACCCAGUACUCUCACUAGACUACGACGACUUUGUGCGCGGUACUCAUCUUGGAGUUUUCGCCUCCUACUACGAGCCAUGGGGCUACACUCCAGCCGAAUGCACGGUUAUGGGUGUACCGUCGAUCACGACCAAUUUGUCAGGUUUUGGCUGCUAUAUGGAAGAGCUAAUUGAGAACUCCUCGGAUUACGGUAUCUACAUCGUUGAUCGAAGGACAAAGGGUGUCGAUGAUUCUGUCAACCAACUCACUGAUUACAUGUUCGACUUUACCACAAAGAGUAGGAGACAACGUAUCAACCAGCGAAAUAGGACUGAACGACUAAGCGAUCUGCUUGACUGGAAGAGGAUGGGUAUGGAGUACGUGAAGGCUCGGCAACUCGCUCUGCGAAGAGCUUACCCGCAAUCCUUCGACGAGGAGGACGACUUUGAUGGCGAGAUUGGCGGUACCGACCAGAAGAUCUCUCGGCCAUUAUCUGUGCCUGGGUCACCAAGGGAUCGUAGUGGCAUGAUGACUCCGGGUGAUUUUGCAUCGUUGCAGGAAGGCAAGGAAGGCCUUAGUACGGAGGACUAUAUUUCCUGGAAGCUACCUGAAGAGGAAGAUCCAGAUGAGAUUCCAUUCCAGCUUACCCUCAAAAAGAAGGGUGACUCAGGUACCAGCUCUCCAGCCCCAUUGAUGGGCGCCAACGGUGCUUCGUGA